AUGCUGGUUCGCGGUCCCUUCACACUGGAGAAGGCGGAAAGUGCGUGCCAGUGGUACUAUCGGAUCGGUUUCUUCGGCUUGCCUUGGCUGUGGGGCCUUCUCUGGCUUUUCUUCCGCCACUACAAGGACGAGAGCGAGACGAUUCACUGGUAUGUGAAGCGGGCGAGACGUUACAGCAUAGCAGGUUGCGUCGUGUUCGUGGUCAUGUCCAUUGUCCUUCUCUUCGCCAUCCCCCCUACGAGCGCACUUUGGGUGAUUGCGCCUUUCCAGGAUACCUUCCAGUGGGGAUACUUCGCAGUCAACACGUCAGAGGCGGCAGACGCGGCGAACACCAGCACCAGGAGCUACGACAGUGCGUCUUUUCUGUGA
Leishmania braziliensis MHOM/BR/75/M2904 is the source of this 369-nucleotide messenger RNA. RefSeq lists its product as hypothetical. The transcript has a single exon. Lineage: Eukaryota; Euglenozoa; Kinetoplastea; Trypanosomatida; Trypanosomatidae. The record is from RefSeq and is a predicted model, not a curated record. Bases 1 to 369 code for a protein of 122 amino acids. Gene Ontology annotation, cellular component: gamma-secretase complex.